This is a messenger RNA of Drosophila suzukii, 2292 nucleotides long. The record is from RefSeq and is a predicted model, not a curated record. Lineage: Eukaryota; Metazoa; Arthropoda; Insecta; Diptera; Drosophilidae.
UGCAUUGCGAAUGGCAGCUCUGCGUGAAGAAGAAUUUUCUAUGUGUGUUUUGUUCGGUGGCUGCAUGGAAAAUUAAGGUUUUCCCAUAUAUUUUGUACAACCAGCACACGGAAAAACUCAACCGCACGGAGGAGAACCAAAAUAAAUGAUGCUUUUCAUGCUGCUCUUCAGCCGGCAGGGCAAACUGCGGUUACAGAAAUGGUACAUGGCCUAUCCCGAUAAGGUGAAAAAGAAGAUCACCCGGGAACUGGUCACCACGAUACUGGCCCGGAAGCCCAAGAUGUGCUCGUUUCUGGAGUGGAAGGACUGCAAGAUUGUCUACAAAAGGUAUGCCAGCUUGUAUUUCUGUUGCGCCAUCGAGCAGAACGACAACGAGCUGCUGACACUGGAGAUCAUUCAUCGCUAUGUGGAGCUGUUGGAUAAGUACUUCGGCAGCGUCUGCGAGCUGGAUAUUAUCUUUAACUUUGAAAAAGCCUACUUUAUCCUGGACGAGCUGCUUAUUGGCGGUGAGAUCCAGGAAACGUCCAAAAAGAACGUACUUAAGGCGAUCGCCUCGCAGGAUCUGCUCCAAGAGCAAGAAGAGUUCUUUUACUCGCUGCAAUAGAUCCUAAGUCCAGUGUGCGUGUGUGCUUCCGCAGCAGCAUUGUCAUUAAGUUUAAGUUCCGAAUCUGAUGUAAACCACCUUAACUGACACACACGCACUCAAUCAAUUUGUUUAUUUGUCAUUGCAUGCCGUCUUGAGUUCCGAAACUUGCCUACUCGAAAGCGAAUUGUGAAUUGUGAGAACUUACCAGGAAUUAUUUGAUCGCCACAGUAUUGAACUUGCCAUAGAUGUUGCUGUGCAGUAAAACUAAAACUAAAACCUUGUUUGCCAUUUAUAGUACAAUUUUUGCUUGUGUUUAUUUUGUGACCGUAACUCUGUAAGUCUCCUAACCCAAAUUGUAGUAAGAUAUCGGUCUUAGUUGGCUUGAUUAUUUUGCAUGACCUUUGUAGUUGAAUUACUAACUAGAAACGAUGUUAAACUAUACAUAUUCUUGCCAUACCAUAAACCAUAUAUAAAUGUGUAACCCAUGUACCCUCUCUCUUGUUAUUAUUAACGCUUACCCUACCCGCCACUGCAUAAAUCGAUGUUAACACAACUACUACCACCACCAACAACCACCACAGGACUUCAAUGAGUAUCUCAACUAAUCAAUGAAAAGAAAAAAAAAUAUAAACCUAGAAGAAAACAAAAACCCAUCCCAAAGAACCAGUGUAAAGAACAUAAAGUUAUAUUCCCGAUCUGCGAAGAGUCUUAGUGGGAGAGUCGAUAGGUCAGAUCAGUCAAACCUUCGUCCAGCUGUAUAUAUAUGUGUAUAUUGCCCAGCUUCCAUUCCCCCGCCUUCCCCGCGCUGCGCUGUGAUGUUCACCCAUUAAAUAUGCGUUAAAUGUUUCCAAGUUGUGCCGUAAAUGAAAGAAAAGCAAAACAAGAUCGAAAUUGGUUUCUUUUUUGAACACAUUCUACUCACACUUACACCUACUACUCCUACUACCACUUCUACUACUUUCUUUCCUUCUACUCUUCUCGUUCUUAUUGUUCUUAUUCUCUGUACUCCAGGACGAAGCCGUUGAGGGCACUUUAAGAGACAUUGGACUCCUGUAAAGAACUAGAACACUCUAGAACUUAUGUAGUUGAUAUUACACGCACACCCAGACACAGCAAGCACACAAUAACACACACAAAUACACCCCCAGCGAUAAUGUGUGCUGCACUUGGCACUUUUGAACACUGCUCCAUCCACUUCUCAACACUAGUGUGUGAUUUGGCUGUUGUACAGCACUGAUGAGUUGAAUAAAAUUAAUAAAUGAUAAGCAAGAAGGCGCCAAGCAGCGUGAGGCUCCAAAAAGCAAUAAAUCCCACAAAGCUAAAUACUAGAUAGUAACAUCAGAGCAUCUGGCAUGCGGUUUUCCAUACACUUUCGUAUAUUUCACAAACACACACACAGAUAUUAUAGAUCCAGCAAAGUUCAUGCAAAACAAGCCAACCUCACGUAGUUCCAUCUGGGGUUCCCUCAACUGAAUUAAUAUUCUUCUUCCUAUCUACAUCGAAAGAUCAUUCCAAUCAAUCACCAAAUGGGCAAUAACUAAUUUAGUGGGGAAAUAUAUGCAAUACUAUUCUUACAAUAGAAACAAGUAAGCUUUAAUGUUGAAAAAAAUGAGAACGAUAUAUAAUUGAAAUUGUAAUAAUCAUCCCAUAGUGGUAACCGAAUAAAGUCUAGUUUAUGUAUAUCUACAAAUAUAUAUGUUUAUGUA